UGUUUUCUGGUUGCUCGAACUUUAGACUGCAUUGGAGAGUCCACGAGUACACGUGCUGUAUUAUUUCUAGUUCUAAAUAAAUUAAAUAAGUUUAGUAAACUAGAACCAUGGCUUCAUUGGACGAUUUCUUUAAUAAAUUAAACCGAAAACAUCCCACUCUACAAGACGACUUGCGUGGAAUUCUGAAAAGUGCACAAAGUGACUCACCACAACGUUCCAUUACUUUAUCCCAAAUACGUGCUGCUUAUACUCAACGACUUGGACAGGAUUUUCCCGUCAAGGGUGGAACGCGGUCUCAAAUGGCUUAUAUGCUCACCAUCCCAUAUAUCUGUUGUUUCAGCACACAAAUUGGCACAAUGCGAUUUUUUAGCAUCGAGGCUAACCAGGAAUAAGAAUAUGAUACUAAAUAAUAAUAAAAAACUAGCCCUAAAAUAGAAUUAAGAAGCAUUUCAAUGCGCCACUGUGGAACUCAAAUAAAUUUAUGGAAGUAAUA
Drosophila ananassae is the source of this 493-nucleotide messenger RNA. RefSeq lists its product as uncharacterized. Bases 108 to 392 code for a protein of 94 amino acids. The record is from RefSeq and is a predicted model, not a curated record. Lineage: Eukaryota; Metazoa; Arthropoda; Insecta; Diptera; Drosophilidae. The transcript is spliced from 2 exons.